Messenger RNA from Lottia gigantea (owl limpet), 771 nucleotides. RefSeq lists its product as hypothetical. The transcript has 6 exons. The annotation marks the transcript as partial. Gene Ontology annotation, molecular function: guanyl-nucleotide exchange factor activity. NCBI's taxonomy places the organism in Eukaryota, Metazoa, Mollusca, Gastropoda, Lottiidae. The record is from RefSeq and is a predicted model, not a curated record.
ACCUCUGACACUCCCGAUGGACCUAUGUUAUCCAAACCUGUACCUCAAUAUGUGAGUUAUGUGAAUCGGGUGGUAGCUGAAAUUAUCGAAACGGAAAGAACAUAUGUCAAAAGUUUAGAGGAUAUCAUUCAGGGUUAUUUAGAAUAUUUAGAAGAAAAUGAUAAUAUAAAAGUUGGAAGUGAUGAUGUUAAUUGUCUAUUUAGUAAUAUCAGAAGUAUCUAUGAUUUCAGCAAGGUAUUUCUAAGUGAGUUAGAACAAUGUGAAAGAGAACCUAUUAAAGUAGCCGAAUGUUUUGUAAGAAAUAAUAAAGGUUUCGUUAUUUAUACAGAAUACUGUACCAACUAUCCUGGUGCUGUUGAAGUCCUGACUAAAUUCAUGAAAGACCCAGAAUUAUCAGAAUUUUUUAAAAACAGGCAGCAGAAGUUAGGUCAUGGAUUACCUCUUGGUGCUUAUUUACUUCGUCCUGUUCAACGAAUACUCAAAUAUCAUCUUUUACUACAGAAUAUAUGGAAGAGUUUUGAGAAAGACGAAGAAGGUUAUGAUAUUUUAGAACAAGCAUUUAAACAUAUGACCAGUAUGGCCCACCAUAUUAACAAUAUGAAACGUCGCCAUGAACACGCUAUUAAAAUACAGGAAAUACAGAGUCAGUUAGAGGACUAUACUGGUGAUGAUCUUACAAGAUUGGGUGAACUUGUUUUAGAGAGUUCAUUUCGAGUGCAUGGUGCAAGAGCAUCUCGUCACAUAUUUCUGUUUGAGAAGGAAAUUUUAAUC